AGGCUUUGCUCGUCGUAUCCCAGCUGAGCAGGACGCGAGUGGGUAUCAGGGCGGCGAAUGAGAUUGGGCCUGGACGGAUGAUUACGGUGCGUGUGGCUGCAAAUCUGGGUGUGAGCAAUGAGUGAUCUUGUCUGGUCGAGAGGUGGGAAAUUGCUGCGCAUGCAUGUCCCUGGCGCUCUGCGAGGAAGGCCAGCAACAGCAAGUUGCUGCGCAUAAACCCCCAGGGAGGAUCAGAAGUUAGUUAACUGAGGCACUCUAAUAAUAAACCGGUACUAGUCCUACGUAAGGAUGCACGCCGCCAUGGGCUUUGUCAGUAAUACGCCUGAGCUGACUAGCGGGGUCUCGUCAUCCGAAUGUUAUAUACAUAUAUAAAGGCGGGGUCUUGCUCUUGCUGUCUUCAUCCUUUCCAUCAUCAACAACAUCAACUCCUUCACAUUUCCAACCAUAGUCCGUCCAUCAUCUUCUAGACAGUCAGUCGCCUCUACGAUAACAUCAACCUCCAACAACCACAUCCAUAUUUUCAGAUAACCACACACCCAAGAAACAUGUCCGGCUACGACUACAACCAACAGCAGGGCUACGGCCAGCAGUCUUAUGGCGGCCAGCAGGGCGGCUACGGUCAGCAGCAACAAGGCUACGGUCAGCAGCCGCAGGGCUAUGGCCAGGGCCAGUACGGCCAGGACCAGUAUAGCAACCAGGGACAGCAGUACCAGCAGGGCGGCUACGACCAGAGUGGCUACAACCAUCAGCAGCAGUCCUACGGACAACAGGGCCAGGACUACAACCAAGGCCAACAACAGCAUGGCUACGGCGGUCAGCCUCAGUACGGUCAGGACCAGGGCGCUCCAGGUGGUGCCCAGGAGGGUGAGCGUGGAAUCGGAGGUGCUCUUGCUGGCGCUGCCUCUGGCGGUUUCCUCGGAAGCAAAGCCAACCACGGUAUCCUAGGAGCCAUCGGAGGAGCCAUCGCCGGCCACUUUGCCGAAGAGAAGCUCAAGAAGCACGGAGAUGGCCAUCACGGAAGCGGCCAUGGAGGCAGCAAUGGCGGAAACCCUCUUGGUUCCAUGUUCGGAGGCGGCAAGCACUGAACUGCAUAAACUACCCCGUUUUGCUUGACUAACCGUGGAUCUGAAUCCGGAGGUUGAUCUGAUCAGGGCGGAGAGGAAGACGAUGCGGAGGAGGCAAAAACCACGCGAGCGGGACACUUAUGGCAUGCCUUGUAUGACUCUCCUAUGUGCAGAUAUAAUUUGUUUAAAUUCUUUUACGUGUUGAUUGAUUGAUUCCAUCGUACGAUUGUUUUCUGUUCCGUGUUCGUAUGACCCAUGUUGACAUUUUACAACCUACUAUUAUUAUUGCCAUGUUCCAGCAUCAGUGAUACUUGUCACUUCUCUGCCAGACUUGUUGAUAAUGACAACUGUAUUUAUUAGGACUUAAUAUGCAUGUGUUUUAUUCCAAAGAAAUUGACAUUCCCCAUAAACCCCUCCUUGGAUUAAUUUUAACUCCUAAACCCCCAGAAUCUGCCUGUGAUUCGGAGAUUACGGACUGGAUAACCAUGGAUACAUAGAAGCGAGGGCCCUGAUCCAGUCUGAUAUUCGGUAUAUCAAAUCAGAAUGCGUCGAUGUAAAAUGCCCCUUGGUACAGAGUUCCUAUGGACACUUUCGCCAACCAGCAGCCAGAUAUCCGGCAUUCAUGGUCUCCUACUAUGAGAUCGACACGGAGGGCCGGCAUGCAUGAUACCCAUGUUUGGCUAUCUAUUAUUGCAGCCACGAAGAGAUAUCUCCCGCCUGCAGCCCAGCUAAUCCGCCUCCCAAAGACACUCUGGAAGAUCGCAGAUACGUGCAAAUAAUUUUUUAGCCAAGUGGAGAUUUCAGCUUCUCCCAACGUCCUCGAUUGAAAAAAGGGCAGAUUGAUACGAGCCGAUCCAGCCCUGUGGCGUUCAAACAUACUUA
This is a messenger RNA of Trichophyton rubrum CBS 118892, 1946 nucleotides long. RefSeq lists its product as uncharacterized. The coding region runs from base 546 to 1085 and encodes 179 amino acids. Lineage: Eukaryota; Fungi; Ascomycota; Eurotiomycetes; Onygenales; Arthrodermataceae. The record is from RefSeq and is a predicted model, not a curated record. The transcript is spliced from 2 exons.